UGCAUUACACGAGCCCUAAUGCCGCCGACUCCACCCGCCCUCCGCGUCAUCCCAAAACCCUAACUCGGGCGCCAGAAGCCUAUCUUUGUUCUUCCUGCCGCCCGUUCCUUUUCUGGGAUCGGCUGCGGCGAUGGCGAAGAUGAAGGAGAGGAAGGUGAACGUGUCCGGAAAGCCGAAGCACUCGCUGGAUGUCAAUCGGAGCAAUGGCGGCGCGGUGGACAAGGGCGCCCGGACCGCCGCGACGGUGCGGCGGCUCAAGAUGUACAGCAGCCGGCCGAAAAGGGAUCGAAAGGGGAAGAUCUUGAAGCACGAGCUCCAGUCCAAGGAGCUGCCUUCCACCCGCAUCGAGCCUGAUCGUCGAUGGUUUGGAAACACACGAGUCGUGAACCAGAAAGAACUCGAGUUCUUCCGCGAGGAGCUUCAGAACAGACUCUCGAAUAACUACAAUGUGAUAUUGAAGGAGAGGAAAUUGCCCAUGUCCCUUUUAAAUGAUCAUCAGAAGCAAGCCAAGGCACAUCUUCUUGACACGGAGUCUUUUGAGGAUGCUUUUGGGCCAAAAAGGAAAAGAAAACGCCCAAAACUUUUGGCAUUUGAUUAUGAAUCGUUAGUUAAAAAAGCAGAUAGUUCGCAAGAUGUCUUUGAGCAGAAAUCUGCUAAUUUUUUAUCCAAGGAGGUAGAUAAAGAGGAUGGCUUAAGAGACUUGGUCAGACAUACAAUGUUCGAAAAGGGCCAAAGCAAGAGGAUCUGGGGUGAACUAUACAAAGUUGUGGACUCUUCAGAUGUAGUAGUCCAGGUCUUAGAUGCUAGGGAUCCACAAGGUACAAGAUGCUUCCAUUUGGAGAAGCACCUGAAGGAGCACUGCAAACAUAAGCACAUGGUUCUUUUGCUGAACAAGUGUGAUCUGGUUCCUGCAUGGGCAACAAAAGGAUGGUUGCGGCUGCUGUCAAAGGAAUUCCCCACCCUAGCAUUCCAUGCAAGCAUCAACAAAUCAUUUGGCAAGGGUUCUCUUCUAUCAGUUCUUAGACAGUUUGCACGUUUGAAGAGUGACAAGCAAGCAAUAUCUGUGGGAUUUGUGGGGUAUCCUAAUGUGGGGAAGUCGUCUGUUAUUAACACACUUCGCACAAAAAAUGUUUGUAAAGUGGCUCCCAUUCCUGGAGAAACUAAGGUGUGGCAAUACAUUACUCUAACCAAGAGGAUCUUUCUAAUUGAUUGUCCUGGAGUGGUCUAUCAGAAUAAGGACUCUGAAACAGAUAUUGUUCUCAAGGGAGUGGUACGUGUCACAAACUUGGAAGAUGCUUCUGAACACAUAGGAGAAGUCCUGAAGCGUGUAAAGAAGGAACAUCUGCAGAGAGCAUAUAAAAUUGAAGACUGGGCUGAUGAAAAUGACUUUCUUGUCCAGCUGUGCAAGUCAACAGGAAAGCUUUUAAAGGGGGGAGAACCUGAUCUAAUGACUGCAGCAAAGAUGAUCCUCCAUGACUGGCAGAGAGGCAAAAUACCAUUUUUUGUGCCACCACCGCAGCAAGAAGGUAAUUCAUCAGAGAACUCAGAUGCACCGGAGACGACCACUGGAUCAGAUGCACCAGAGGGAAGCGCAGAUCCAACAAUAAGUGCAGACAGGACCACAGCUGCUAUGAAAGCUAUAGCAGGUAUUAUUUCAUCCCAGCAGCAGAUGCUUGUUCCAUCUCGUAAGGGCUUAUUUGGCGACGAGUUAGAGAAUGAGAAGUUGGAGGAGACGUUGGAAGAUGAUUCUGACCAAAAGUGUUGACCUCCAUCCCUGCAACACAUCUUGCAUUUUGGAGACGGCGGAAGUGACGUCUCUGGUGUUUCGGGAUGAUUGCGCUCCCUUUGUAACGAAUAUUACCGUUCAGAGACUGAAAGAUCAUUUUUCUAUGUUGUGGACAUUUGUCUUUCUUGUAAUGACUUUAUUGGUUUCGAUAAUUACACAAUUUUGCAUCAA
This is a messenger RNA of Musa acuminata AAA Group (dessert banana), 1957 nucleotides long. RefSeq names its product nuclear/nucleolar GTPase 2. NCBI's taxonomy places the organism in Eukaryota, Viridiplantae, Streptophyta, Magnoliopsida, Zingiberales, Musaceae. The transcript is spliced from 11 exons. The record is from RefSeq and is a predicted model, not a curated record. Gene Ontology annotation, molecular function: GTP binding. The coding region runs from base 131 to 1765 and encodes 544 amino acids. Gene Ontology annotation, cellular component: nucleolus.